CAUCGAUCAUGCCAAACAGCGUGAAGCGUUCGGAGAGUGCGCUUAUAAGCGUUUUAAGAAGCACUGUUAUUUUUAUUGAAGGCUUGUCGACUUGACUUGAUUUCUAGCUUACGCUGAUUAUAACAGACUAUCAGGCAGGCGCCGUUGUUUUUUGCGCAUCGUGCGCUGCGCUAUGCUGCCGCUCAUCGCUGCUGUACAGAUAGCGCGCUGGCUGGUGUAGCAUAUGCGCGCAUGCAAAUGCCAAUGUGAAAUCAGUGAGUGGCAAAAGCUUCAAGUAGCUGGUACGGAUACGUAACGCGCGCGCACAUUUACCCCGUUAUACGAGUAGUCGUAGUGCUCGCCAAGCAAUUUAAGGCAAUCAAUUAGAUGCUGAGGCUGGAGCUGUGGCCUAAAACUGAGAAUGGUGCUGAAGUGUACACUGUGCCAAAGGCAUUGUGUAGUUGAACCUGAUUUGUAUGUGUUGUGCAUGGUAAGGUUAUGCUAAGAUAGUGAAGAACAAGAAAAAGCUUAGUGCCACACAUAUAUACCUACAUACAAGCAUAUAUUCAUAUAUGAUAAUAUUAAAUACGCAACUGUGUACAAAAUUUUACCACAGAAGUGUAGUGAAAACUAAUAUUUGAUAAAAAAAAAACAACAACAAGUGCUAAAACAACAUGCAUGCAACAACACGCGUAAAUUCAGCAAAUAAUUUUGCCAACAAUCACAUAGAGCCAAACUUUGGCAGUGCAAAAUCCAGCAGCAACAACAAUACCUACAAACGCAUACCAACAACAACAAUAACAACACACUCCUAUUGCAACAUCGGUGCCAGCAACAACCUGCCGCUACAACAAACCACCGCCAACGAGACAGCCGCAAGCCAACAACAACAAAAACGACAGCGUCCAACAGCACAGGCUGAAACGAUGACAGGCCGAGAGUGUUUCAACGUUGCAUAUAGCACAUUGACAACAAUGCGACUAGUGGGGGGUGCCAAGGAGUCGGCUGCGGUGGCGGGCAAUGGCGAGGAAGCGAGGACUAAAUUGAAGCCAGCAAUGGCAAUUAAAAUCAUCAGUGACAAUAAUAGCAAGAACAAUAACAACAAUACUAAUGCGCAUAAGAAUGUAAACAACAACAACAAUAAUAACACGGACAACAAAUCAACAACGAAAUCAACAGCAACAACUGGUGCCAAAUUAGACUCAUCGAUGUUGAUUAAUGCUCGCAAUCAAUUGUCGACAACGACGACAACUGUGACAACGCAUGAACGAUGGCAACAACAAGAACAAAUAAGACAACGACAACAACAACAAGCUGAACACAUGUUGUCCAUAACAAGGGACCUCAAUCAAAUCAAUUUAAAAUCAUCACUUUACGCCGAACAACAAGUAUACAAUGACAACAACAACAAGCACAAUUGUAGAGGCAACAAUCAGCAGCAGCAACAAAAUAGCUUGAGUAGUAGCGUCAGUAGUAACAACAAUAACAUUCGUAAUAAUAAUAAACACAGCAAGGCGGGUAAUAUUAAUCAGCAAAAACAACAACAACAACAACAAACAAUAAAUUGCAACAACAAUAACAACAGUGUAAAGGACUGUGAUCAAGCAAUUGACAACAGCAACUGUAAAAACAAGCAAAACAUGAGAAUGAUAAAAGAUGACAGCAACAACAACAGUAAUGGGAGCAAUGCGCCAGAGCAACAACAACAACAACAAGAACAACAAAUGAUAACGCUAACAAUAGCAAAAGCUGCGCAAACGGAAACCAACGCACUGAUCAGCGAGAAAAUAAGCACAACAAUGAAACUAAGCACAACAACAACAACAAGAACAAUAACAUCACCAACAAUUGAAAGAACGAAAGCCAAGACGACAAAGCUUACGCUACGCAAAUCAUUCUCCACACCAGCUUCAUUUAAGAUUGCUGACGUAGCAGCGGCGUUGAGCCACAGCGAUGGCAAUAUGAUGAUUGGCUACAACAACAACAGCAACAGAUCAAGUGAGAGCUGUAGCAAAAGCGUGAGUAAAGCGUUGCCAAAGUCAGAGCAAUUGAGUGGCAAGAAAAGUGAUAGUGAUGAUGUUGGCGGCGAUGAAGAUCAUGUCCGCGACGCUGCCACAUGUACAAAGCCAACAGCGACAUCAGCAGCAGCAGCGACAAAAGUAAACUUUGCACCAUCACCAGCAAUAAUCACAAAUGCAACACAGCGUGCUAAUGCUUCAAUUGAGGCAAUAACAACAAUAGCAAAAACAACAACAAUAAGCGCAUCACCGCAGCUUGCCACAAUGGAUGGCGUAACGCGUUCGCAGACUGUCGCGCAUGCUUCGCAGCAACAAGACACACAACAGCGACAGCUGCUACAGCAACAAGCGCAGCACCAACAACAGCAGCAGUCAGGCACGAAAUCAGUAAAAGCGAUAGAUAAUGAUAAUCAAGUCAUUUGCGGCAACAAAAGUAUUUCGGAUGUUGUUGUGGCCAGCACGACAACCACCACGUCCUCGUUGCCGCUGUCGCCCGUUAGCUUCGAUUUGGAUUUGCGCUUCGGUUGUGCGCAUUACAAGCGCCGCGCCAUGUUUGUGACACCAUGCUGUAAUAAAUUCUACAAAUGUCGUUUUUGCCAUGAUGAAAAUGAAUCGCAUCAUUUCGAUCGUAAAACAUUAACCGAAUUGAUUUGCUCCGCGUGCAAUACACGACAGAAAGUGCAGGAGCAAUGUGAGGCAUGUGGCACGCGAUUCGGCAAGUACACCUGCCUCAUCUGCAAUCUAUUCGACGACACCGACAAGAAACAAUAUCACUGCAACGGUUGUGGUAUUUGUCGCAUCGGUGGCGCUGUGAACUUCUUCCAUUGCAAGGUGUGCGACAUGUGCCUGCCAAUUCGAUUGAAGAUCGAUGGCCAUCGGUGCGUUGAGAAUAUUUCACGUUCGCAUUGUCCCGUUUGCCUGGGCGACAUACACACAUCCCGUAUACCAUGUCACAUACCCGAUUGCGGUCAUCUACUACAUAAGACGUGCUUUGAUCAAUUGCUCAACUCGGGACAUUAUACAUGCCCCAUUUGUCAGACAUCAUUAAUUGAUAUGACUGCGUUAUGGGAGUAUUUGGAUGCGCAAGCGGUGUUGCUGCCGGUACCAAAGAAAUAUGAGAAUCAACGUAUACAUAUUUUUUGCAACGACUGUCAUAAGACCUCUAAGACCAAAUUCAAUUUUAUCGGUUUGAAAUGUAUGCAAUGUGGCGCUUAUAAUACAACACAGGAUGUCAAGCGACGUAUGUCAUUGGUCACAGAUGAACCAUCAUCAGCAUGACGAUGCACCCAUUUUCCUACAACCACACCUAUUUUCGCAAACCAAAUUGCAUCUCCUUUUGUUGAAGUCAACGUAAAACACUGGAGAUCUUGCCAUUUCGAGAUUGUGCACUGCUACAGUAGUCGCCGCCGCUGCAAAGGAAUGCUGGUAUGCCAUAAACUCGUGUCGCAAAUCCGUUUACGUUCGCUAAACAUAACAUUUCAUUAUAGUGAAGCGUGAAAUAACUGCAACUGGUGCUACCAUGUCAAGUACAUAUACACAUACAUAUAAUAUUUAAGUCUGUAUGGGUGUGUCAGGCGUUGGAUUAGCUGUUGCGGUAUUUGCAGGAAUGUAGAUGACUCGUCGGUCAAUUCGAACUGACAUCGAAUACCUUAAUCGAAUUACAACGCAUAAUUUUUGAAAUACACUACUAAAUACAAUAACAUACAAGUAAAAUCACUUUUGUUUGUAUUUUUUGUUUUAUUUUAUUUUCACAUUUUUUUGUUUGUGUAAGCAUUUUGUAAAGUCAACGAAUAUUAUUGCAUUUAAUUAAAUAAAGUUAAUAUAAUAUUAAAAUAGCUGUUAGUAUUUGAUAAAUAUAUUAUAUGCAAAUGUACUACAUUAUAUAUAAUUAUAUAUAAUAUUAUAUAUA
Bactrocera oleae (olive fruit fly) is the source of this 3906-nucleotide messenger RNA. RefSeq names its product Ring finger and CHY zinc finger domain containing 1 (gene Rchy1). The record is from RefSeq and is a predicted model, not a curated record. Gene Ontology annotation, molecular function: zinc ion binding. NCBI's taxonomy places the organism in Eukaryota, Metazoa, Arthropoda, Insecta, Diptera, Tephritidae.